CCGUAUUCAUUGUGAUAAGAAUUAGCCUAUCAUUUCAAUAGGGAAGAUAAUUCAAUAGACAAUAGAUUAAAAGCAGAAGUUCAAAGUGCUGCUGUUUUGUCCAGUUUUUCAUUUAAGCUUUAUCACCUCAAUAUAUGUAAAUAUUAUUUUUUAGUGUUAAUUCGCACAGAAAUACUUUCGUUUGUCACUCGUAAGCCAUAAAACAAAAUGCUGUCACUGUUACGCGCUACCACCGGCUUUACUCCUGUCAUGCGAGUACUUCAAAAGGCAACACAUCAGCACCAAGUGCGGAAUUUGAAUUUGCUGGAGUGCAACAGCAAAGAUCUGCUGCAGAAAUAUGGUGUCUCUAUACAGGAAUUCAAAGUGCUGGAUAAGUCGCCAAACGAUGCGCAGAAGAUCAAUCAAUUCGAAUGUCCGGAGUACGUGGUGAAGGCGCAGAUACUAGCAGGCGGUCGUGGUAAGGGGAUUUUCGACAACGGGUUCAAAGGUGGCGUACAUCUUACCAAACAGAAAGGCGAAGUUCUGGAGCUGACAAAUAAAAUGAUCGGUCACCGUCUCAUUACUAAACAAACGCCAAAGUCGGGUAUAUUGGUAAAAAAAGUAAUGGUGGCACGUAGCGUAAAUAUAAUACGUGAAACGUACUUAUCCAUAGUGUUGGAUCGUGAACAUAAUGGUCCAGUGCUCAUUGCCUCGCCAGCUGGUGGUAUGGACAUCGAGGCGGUCGCCGAAAAGACACCAGAGAAAAUCAAGACUGUACCCUUAGAUCUCGACAAACCAAUACCACAAGAGACACUUAGCGAAAUAGCUAAAUUUCUGGAGUUUAAAGGGCAGUGUAUAGAGCGUGCCGCCGGCGAGAUUCAAAAGCUAUUCGAUCUCUUUAAGGCAGUUGAUGCUACACAAAUCGAAAUAAACCCAUUAGCAGAAACCGAUACUGGCGAAGUUAUAUCUGUUGAUGCGAAAUUAAACUUUGAUGAUAAUGCCGAAUAUCGUCAACAUGAUAUUUUUGCACUUCACACGGCGGAAGAAGACACAGAUCCACGCGAAGUAGAAGCAGCUAAAAAUAAUCUCAAUUACGUAGCGAUGGAUGGCAAUAUUGGCUGUCUGGUAAAUGGUGCUGGUCUCGCUAUGGCCACUAUGGAUAUAAUCAAGCUAAGCGGUGGAGAGCCAGCGAAUUUCCUCGAUGUUGGUGGUGGUGUUAAGGAAAGUCAAGUGUUGAAGGCCUUUCAAAUUGUCACAUCCGAUCCGAAAGUGAAAGCUAUACUUGUUAAUGUUUUCGGUGGUAUUGUUAACUGUGCUACCAUUGCAAACGGUGUGGUAGCAGCUUCAAAAACUCUCAAUCUUAAGGUGCCACUUAUUGUACGAUUGGAAGGCACAAAUGUGGAUGAGGCCAGAAAGAUUUUGAAGGAUUCGGGACUGCCUAUACAAACAGCAGUGGAUUUGGAUGACGCUGCUAAUAAAGCUGUUGCUGCUUUGCAUUAAUGUGUUCUCGAAGUGCUCGAAUAUCUUUGGGUUACUAAAAUUUUCAAAUACAACAUUGCAUUUUUAAUAUACAAACAUACAUAUGUACGUAUGUAUUAAGUUCAGGUUAAAUGCUUUGAUAAAGUUGUGCGUUUUUAUUUUCGUUUCGGUAGUGUAUAGCAAUUUACAAAUUUUUUUUAAUAUGUGAUAAUUGUAAAUUCAAUUGUUGGUAGUUGAGUGCUAAUAAAAGUUAA
Messenger RNA from Anastrepha obliqua, 1712 nucleotides. RefSeq names its product succinate--CoA ligase [GDP-forming] subunit beta, mitochondrial (gene ScsbetaG). The record is from RefSeq and is a predicted model, not a curated record. The transcript has 4 exons. Gene Ontology annotation, molecular function: ATP binding; succinate-CoA ligase (GDP-forming) activity. Gene Ontology annotation, biological process: tricarboxylic acid cycle; succinyl-CoA metabolic process. NCBI's taxonomy places the organism in Eukaryota, Metazoa, Arthropoda, Insecta, Diptera, Tephritidae. The coding region runs from base 208 to 1479 and encodes 423 amino acids. Gene Ontology annotation, cellular component: succinate-CoA ligase complex; mitochondrion.